CUUCAUCCGUGACACACACACACACAUACACUGUUUACGUUAACCGCACCGAAUUGGCGCGGGCUUGUUUGACUCUUGCCGUGCGGAAAAUUAAGGUCCAGCAAGCACCAGCAUGAACACGGCGGACGACGGGCGCGACGAAAUUGUCAGCUUCCUGCUGGUGGACAAGCUGUCCCGGGUGCGCUGGCUGCCGAACCAGACCGAGGACGAGCACUUCUUCGUGACCGGCAGCUGGGGCGAGCGGGUGAACACGGUCCGGCUGUGGAAUCUGGUGCACGACCGGCUGACCGACGAGGACGACACCGGCGUGCCGCUGGUGCCGCAGCCGACCGCCAAGUUUGGCGUGACGGGCGACAUCGUCGGGCUGGAGUUUCUCGACGACAAGCAUCUGGCGGCGGUCACCUCGGAAGGAACGCUGAGCGUGCUGGAUCUGAACCGCGAGUCGCGGCUGUCGUACGACUUCACCCACACGUACAACCUGCACGAUCUGCACACGAACGGCGGGGUGCGGUCGGCCUGUACCGGCGUGUCCGCCUUCAACCAGUACCUGGUGACCGGGGGCGAGGACGGCACCGUGAACAUGGUGGCGGGCGACGCGGGCAAGGUGAUCCGGACGAUCCGCGACCCGGACGGUGGCGCGGUCCAGUGCGUGUCCUUCAUCUACCCGGAUCUGGUCAUCGUCGGCCAGCAGUACGGCGUGAUCGACUGCUACGACACGCGGGACGAGAGCAGCAAGCCGGUGUUCAGCGUCGAGACGUGCGUCGAGGAGGACCGGGACCUGAACAAGCCGACCUGCAUCAACCACUUUCCCAAGAACAAGCAGGUGGUGGCAAUCGGGCUCGAGAGUGGCACGAUCAUCCUGUGGGACAUCCGGAAGCCGUACGGUGCGUCGGCGCUGUGCGACGCCCACACCACCCCCGUCACGGACAUCCAGUUCGCGAAGGAGGAGCAGGACCUGAUGGUCAGCGCGGACAUGGCCGGGCUGGUCACGCAGUGGACGCUCAACAGCACCUCGUCCCUGGUGGAGUACUUCAUCCAGUGCCGGCGGUCCCGCCUGAAGGAGUUCAAGCCGAUCAACGCGAUCGACAUGAACGUGCGGCACAUGAUCUGCGGGGGCGACGCGGAGAUGCUCUACCUGUUGGACAUGGUGGAGUGAACCCUUUCCUCCUUUCCCUUCUGUUUUCUUUCCCCGUUUUACGUGUCCCCCCAGUUUCAGUUAAAUAUAGGAAGAAAAUAUUGUAAUCUAACAUAAGAAGCAAAAUGCAGCAAAGUUUCAUGAUUUCAUCCCGAAGCAUGAUCCUGGA
Anopheles merus is the source of this 1304-nucleotide messenger RNA. It is a transcript of the gene Nup43, whose product is annotated as nucleoporin Nup43. Gene Ontology annotation, cellular component: nuclear pore outer ring. Lineage: Eukaryota; Metazoa; Arthropoda; Insecta; Diptera; Culicidae. The record is from RefSeq and is a predicted model, not a curated record. The coding region runs from base 113 to 1156 and encodes 347 amino acids. Gene Ontology annotation, molecular function: protein binding. The transcript has 3 exons.